ACACACACACACACACACACACACAUGCAAACACUCACACACAUGCACACAGUUGUUGCCACAGGAGAGAGGGAGGGAGAGACGCGCGGAGAGAGGAGAUCCUCAGCGAAGUGAGAGGAAAGAGAAGAAGGGAACAUAUCAGCCGGAGGAGUGUUUGUGUGUGUUCAGGAGGAAGUCAGCCUGAGAGAGAGGGAGAGCGUAUGGUCCUGUUUAUAUUCCUGAGGAGUGGACUGAACGUCUACUCCUGCGAGAGAGGACACAUGAUGACUGAGAGACUUUGGGAAAUCUAAGGGAAGUUUUUUUUCACUGGGAAUAUUAUCUGGAAUACUUUUUGGAUAAUGUGAGAUGCCCAGGGAAUCCUCACUCUACCCAGAUCUGCUCUUUUUAAAAACUUGCCCUCAUCUCUUUGAAGGAGAGACUCACCAGCCACGAUGCCAACUGAUGAUUACAACUACCUGCCUGAUGUGCUGCCCCCCCUUCCUGAAGUCCCGGACUCCGGCUCUGUCCUGAGCUCCGUCGACAUCCCGGCCCGCUGCCUCCGCAACCCGGCCUUCCGCUACGCCUCCUCGCGCUACUGCUCCGCCCUCAGCAUGGACUCGUCUCCCGACAGCGCCGAGAGGCCGAUCAGCUACAGCUCCACCUCGUCGUCGGCCUCCUCCCGGGACAGUCACUGCUCCCUGGGCAGCCGCUCCACCCUCGUCCCUGCCCCUCACUGUAACCCGGUGGCCUCGGACCGGGACUCCGGGGCCAUUCGGUUGGAGCUGGUCCCGGCUCGGCAGCUGGGAUGCGGGGAGGAAGAGGACAGAAAUGAUAGAGGGAUGGACACAGGGAGGGGGCAAGGGAGACAGGGCAUCGAACAGACUCCGACAGAACAUACCGAGCCAGAGCUGAGUCCUGUGGGAGGUGAGAGGACGGGGCAGGGACCCAGGACAUAUGUGGACCGAGUGGUGCAGGAGAUUCUGGAUACAGAGAGAACAUACGUCCAGGACCUGCGGAGCAUCGUAGAGGACUACCUGGAGUGUAUCAGUAACCAAUCGCGACUGGCCCUGAGCUCCGAGGACAAAGGUUCACUAUUCGGCAACAUCCAGGAUAUCUACCACUUCAACAGGGACCUUCUUCACGAUCUGGAGAAGUGUAACGCCGACCCAGUGGCCAUCGCAGAGUGCUUCGUAUCCAAGAGUGAAGAAUUCCACAUUUACACCCAGUACUGCACCAACUAUCCACGGUCGGUGGCGGUGCUCACCGAGUGCAUGAGGAACAAGGCGUUGGCCAAGUUUCUCCGCGAGCGCCAGGAAUCUCUGCGGCACUCCUUGCCCCUGGGCUCCUACCUGCUCAAGCCAGUGCAGAGGAUCCUCAAGUACCACCUACUGCUGCACGAGAUAGCCAACCACAUGGAGAAGGACACAGAGACCUACGAGGUUGUGCAGGAAGCCAUUGACACCAUGCAGCGAGUGGCCUGGCACAUCAACGACAUGAAGAGGAAGCACGAGCACGCCGUCAGGUUGCAGGAAAUCCAGAGCCAGCUGACCAACUGGAAGGGCCCCGAUCUGAUCGGCUACGGAGAGCUGGUUCUCGAAGGAACGUUUCGUCUGCAGCGAGCCAAGAACGAGAGAACGCUCUUCCUGUUCGACAAGCUGCUGCUGAUCACCAAGAAGCGAGAAGAAAGCUUCACGUACAAGGCUCACAUCCUGUGUUGCAACCUGAUGCUGGUGGAAAUCAUUCCAAAAGAACCACUGAGCUUCAGUGUGUUCCACUACAAGAAUCCCAAACUGCAGCAUACAGUCCAGGCCAGAUCUCAACAAGACAAGCGCAUGUGGAUCUUACACCUGAAGAGACUCAUACUUGAAAACCAUCCUGCCAAAAUCCCUGCGAAGGCCAAGCAAGCCAUUUUGGAAAUGGAUGCAAUGCAUCAUCCCGGGUUUCAUUACAGCCCUGACGGUGACAAGAAGGAUUCCCCUCAAACCAAGGAGGGUCCCACUCCCCGAAGAGGACGCAGGAAAGAACCUCUGUCCAAAUUACUGAAGAAUGCCAAGCAGAACGCUGCAAACACAGACGGUGAAAAGAGAACCAGUCUGGGUGCCACCCUGCUCUCCCCGGUGUCCCAGCUGGCUCUGGGCACAAUCGGUCGCAGCCGCAGCCUCAUCAACCAAUCGCAAGAAUCCCUGGAUCCCGGCGAUCACUACGACCACAGUGACCGAGAGGAAGGGGAGGAGCCACAUCCGCAGGACGCUGACGACGAGGACGACAGUGGCCUGGGAGGUGGAAAGAGGCUGAGAGUCCCCGGCAAAAGCAGCAAGAAGAGGCUGAACCCUCAGGCAUCUGUCGACAGUAUAGAACAGUGGAAAACCUUCAACAUGAGCCCUACAGACUUACAGAGAGCAAGAGAAUCACUGGUGAGGGAGGGGAGUCACCACCCACCUCUCCUCAGGACGCCCCGGGUCACAGAGGAACCCCCGGACUCCCCCGUUCCCUCUGUCGUGGUCACAGAAAGUGAUAACUCAGUGAGGAACAUCUGGGCCGACCAUCGAGCUCGCCGGGCCAUGUUCCCCACCCGCCAGAGAACCAUGCAGCCUGAUGACGAGGAUGAGGACAUUUACCAGAUGUUUGUUCCCACCGAGCCCAGUGCACCAGAACCGGAGGCGCCCUCGGAGAGGACCGACGCCACCUCGUCGCCCAGGACAGCUCGUCCCUGCAGCUGGCACGUCGAGCAGGUGCCCGCGGUCCACGUCGACCCUCCGCCCAAUGGGAGCAGAGUCCUGCGGAGGGCCAGCAGCGCGGGGGAGAAGGCUACGGAAGCCCGACCGAGCCCUGAUGACGACCAGGCCGGUCACAGCAACCUGGACGUAAUCCACACUGAAUCUUCAAGCAAUGAUAUCUCUGGAUCAUCCUCAGCCGAGCAGCUGACAAUAGACGAUAUUGAAAAUGUCUAUGACAACAUCAGCUACGAGGAUCUGAAGAGCAUGGGCCUGGUCAGGAGAGACCCAGAGGAAAGUCAGUCAUGGAAGGAGACGUCCACAGGUGCAAAGAGUCCCCAGGGCCCGGCUGCGAGGCCAGUAAGUGACGUUUCAGGGAUCACAGCGCCUGUGAUUGAACCAGACAGUUCUUCAGAGAGCAACCGGUCCUCCAUGCAGGAGGGGAGGCCGUCAGGGACAUGUGAGCUCAAGAUAGUGGAGGAGAACAUCUACGACACCAUCUGUUUCAGGGAACCGCCGUCAUCUGAGCUAAGGGGAAUGAAGGAAGGCACUAAACUCCAACAGGAGAGGGACAGUCUGCUGGCCUCUGAACAGGACCUGACGGAAAGUCUCAGAGGGUUUGUGUCCGAGGAGAGCCUCCACUUUGGAGAGGAUGAAGGACCAGACGCCCCCCAUCCUGUACCGGGUUCAUCCGAGCCAGAUUAUUCCUCCUCGUCUGCGUCGGAGACCUUCUCCCAGCGCUCACAGAAAGGGGAUAAGAUGUCCGAGCGGGUCGACGAGAUCUGGAACGACUUAGAGAACUACAUCAAGAACAAUGAAAAGAAGGCUGAUCGGCUUCCUGCUGCCUUCCCAGUUAGCUCCAGCGAAUCUCCCACUAAAGCUCCGUCAGUGAAAAGCAGCCCGAAAAAGAAGCACCCUGUAAUUAGUGUCCAGGCAGCCAGCCCACCAACCAAGAGUCCCCCCACACAUCAGUCUAAACCCCCACCCAUCACCUCCACACCAUCAUUCACCAUUCCAGUCAUCAACCUCCCCGAUCUUCAAAGUGAAGCUACAACCGAGGAAAAACACCACAGCCCUGGUCCCGACCCCUUCCCUGUGACCCCAGAGCCCCCCCCAGGCUCGGUGAAGAGCAUCCGUAACCGACUGGCUCGCCUCAGCAGCGGCAGCUUCCGCCUGGAGGACGACGACCUGGUGGAGCUCCCUCAGCGCAGCGCUCCUCAGAGGGAGAACCCUCUCAAGGACCUCCACAGUUUGUUCCCAGGGGAGCUGACGGGUCUGGACCACCCCCUGGCCUCCUCCUCGCUCCUGCUGGGCGAGUCCGUUGACUCCGCCCAGGAAUCAAAGAACAAGGUGUUCCUGAUGGCGCGGCAGUACAGCCAGAAGAUCAAGAAGGCCAAUCAGCUGCUGCGCAUGAGGAGCAUGGACCCUGGAGACGCCUGUGGUCGGUCCAGAGCUGAGAAGAAGCAGAAGGACCUGGCAGCAAUAUUAGAGGAGAAGAAACAAGGGGGCGCAGCCAUAGGUGCAAGGAUAGCAGAGUACUCGCAGCUCUACGACCAGGUAAUGUUCAAGGAUCCUCCAAGUCCUUCUGGACAGACCUCCACUCACCACCCCCAUCCAGGGCUGUCGUCCUCCCCAUCCAUGCCCGAGACCUCCCUGGAGUCCGACUGGCUCCACUCCACAUACAGCAACGGAGAGCUGGCCAGCUUUGUCUCCUCGGAGGGCGAGGUGGGGGACGCUCGAGCCUCUUCCACCCCACAGCGCAGACUGACCUCCGCCUGCUCCAUCCCCUCACUCAAGACUCUCCCUCCCACACCAACCACCCCACCUUCCCAGAGGUGGAGUUCGUGCAUGUCGCCACCGAGCGAGAAGGAGGAGCACGUGUACAGUUCCAUUAAGAGACAUCCGUCCUUUAAUGCACCGUCUUUACCCUCUUCGAAGCCUUCCUCACCUGCUCACUGUCAGUCGGCCUGCUCGCUCAGUAGCCAGGAGCAGGAGAAGAACGACCAGUCUGGACUCGUAUGUAACAGACCCACUGUGGCUCGAUCCACAGACCGACUCCAUGGCCCGAGUCUGGGCCGGGCUGGCCGCCAGAGCAGCCUCCCAGAGUGGUCCACCCAGGGCCAGUCGGACCUCACCUUACAUGACGGCCAGCAGGUGGUCGUCUUGAACCGGGCGUCCGCGCUGAGCAUACUCACCGCCACCCAGAACUACCUGGAGAACUUCAAGGACAAUGGGGAAGACGACGACGACUACGUGGAGAUCCGCUCGGAGGACGAGGGCGAGCAGGAGCACGGCAGCUCGGCCGCUCUCUCCAAUCAGAGUCGUGGCCUGGCGCAGUCCCAGAGUCUGCCGUGCACGCCGGUGCGCUCCUGCGACCUGCUGAGGUCUCUGGACCGUGAGCAGCUGGAGAAAUACCUGUGGAGCGAGCCGCAGCAGAACCAACCCAACAUCGUGCAGUCCCUGAGGGAGAAGUUCCGCUGUCUGAGCUCCAGUAGUUUUGCCUGAAGCUACAAACUUACUAAAGCCAAAUCUAUAUAUCAACAUACAGCAUAUAGAAACAAAAAAGGGGGCGCUGCUGCUUUGCAUUGAAGGCCCUGUGUAAUCUAACAUCAUAGUCACAAACAAAUACACUUUAAAAAACAAAUGUCUAGAUAAGAAGCGAUUUUAUCCAUGUUUGUACCAAACAUCUGUGAAUACCUAUACUCAUACAGGGCUUCAAAGUAAAAGACAUCAUUAAGGCCACAUCAGAGCAUGCAUGAGAGCCGCCUUAGCACUUCCACCUUAAAACAGUCGUCUCCUGUAUGUUUCAAAGAGCAGUGAUCUGGUGGGGAUGAGUUAUAAAGACACAACCAAGGGAUUGUACAGGCAUUCAGUACAACUGGACGGGUUCUUACUGUUUUUAGAGACUCUUAGAGGAAACUGGAGUCAUAUUCUGCAGGAAAAAACUGUUGUACAGAUACAGGAAGUCAGGACAUCUGUUUCCACACGUAGAAGACUGGAUCUUUACUGCGCCCAACAUCUCAAAAGGAGUAGAAGCAUCAGAAAUUAGUUUUCUGCGGAUAUUUGACUCCCCGCGUGAGGAGUCCCUUGUCAAUUUACUCUUAAGUUUAUUUUAACUGCCUUUACUAGUUCGACAUCUAGAGGAGAGAUGGAUCUCGGCAGCGUCUAGUGUUUAAUUGGAACGUGGUUACACUACCAGACGGUUCCGAACAAGCUGCUUUACAUUUGCUCCUCGGGCUAGUUUGUCACGUUUAACAGCUUUUUAGCAACAAAUCGAUGCAGCUGUAAAGAAAACCCAUUGGCUAUCACAAGAUCCAAUAAGUUAAGUAUAACUAGCCUUAGAUCAAUAAGUCUAUUUGAGCUCAUUUCACUCUACCUACCUGUGUCAUCAAUAGGGUAUCGUGCUUUAAAAUCAGGAGAUGUCGAUAUUUUAGAUCAGCGAUAAGAAAUCGUAGGACUCCAUAUUUAUUCUGAACAAAACUCAUAGAUGUUUUUAUGUUUAAUCGUCACUGGGGGGCGUCAUCAUGUCUCAACAUAUGGUUGAUGUUUGUUUUUAUAAAUCAUGCUUAUUUUCACAUUUAUUUUCAGGCAGGACCACGAAGGAGAACAUUAUAAGGGUGUUUGUUCAAGAAUAAAGAACUACAGUACUGUAUUGGGUGUAUCUUUUUCAAAUGGGUAGUCAACUCUUUGUUUACGCUAGGGGGCACCCCCUACUGUCACACUACUGAUACUGCAGCCACUCAGUGAGCUAGUCGGCAGCCGGGUUCACGCAACACAAUCGUUUUCUCUCCCCUCAAAAAUGUUUCUUCUUCACAAAUGUCACUCAAUGUGGCCCGUUUCAUUUUGAAAGCAUCACGAUGUCACCGCCCUUUACCACAAUUACUUCAAACCACAGAAAAGUUGUAAAUUAAAGUGAAAUAUAUUUAUUAUAAAAGACAGUUUUAUGGUCAUUUAUGGGCACUCACAAAAUUAGAAUCGGAUACUGUGAAUAUUUUCAGAAAUGGAUAUUUAACUUUCUACCACGCACUGCUUAAUUACAAGUUCAAAAUCCCCCACACACACACACACACACACAAUUCCCGUGGAAAGUUACUGUUCAUAUCAGGAAAAGUGCAGCAAACAGGUUAGGAAUAUGAAGAAUGAUUUUAGUUUUUUCUCUCUUUUUGUACAUUUUUGUCCUCUGUCACUGGUGGGGAUGGUCAGUUGUCAUUGACUCUUUUUUGCACUUUUCUGUCUUUUUUUAUUUGUUUUAUUUGUAAACACUUUGUAAAGAUGUACAUUUUAGGAAAGUUAUUCUUGUAUGGCAUAGGUAUGCUUUAUAAUGCUUUAAUGUUUAAGUUAAAUGUACUGUAUUUUUUUAACUGCCUAGUUGUCAUUGCUCAACACAACAAUGUAUUGGAGGUAAUAAACUCAAAUUAAACGUA
This is a messenger RNA of Pleuronectes platessa (European plaice), 7117 nucleotides long. Its product is annotated as pleckstrin homology domain-containing family G member 1. Gene Ontology annotation, molecular function: guanyl-nucleotide exchange factor activity. Bases 432 to 5198 code for a protein of 1588 amino acids. NCBI's taxonomy places the organism in Eukaryota, Metazoa, Chordata, Actinopteri, Pleuronectiformes, Pleuronectidae. The record is from RefSeq and is a predicted model, not a curated record. Gene Ontology annotation, biological process: intracellular signal transduction. The transcript has 17 exons.